Messenger RNA from Oncorhynchus kisutch (coho salmon), 5203 nucleotides. Its product is annotated as semaphorin-6D. The record is from RefSeq and is a predicted model, not a curated record. Bases 770 to 3871 code for a protein of 1033 amino acids. Gene Ontology annotation, molecular function: chemorepellent activity; semaphorin receptor binding. NCBI's taxonomy places the organism in Eukaryota, Metazoa, Chordata, Actinopteri, Salmoniformes, Salmonidae. Gene Ontology annotation, cellular component: plasma membrane. Gene Ontology annotation, biological process: neural crest cell migration; positive regulation of cell migration; axon guidance. The transcript is spliced from 20 exons.
GUUCUCGAGCGUUUGUAGCGUUAGAAAAACUGCAGCUGAGGAAUGAAUAGCGAUUAAGUAGGUACGUGGGAAAUGAAUGUUGGCUGUCCUAGCAGGGAGUCAUCUAAUGCAGUAUGGAAUGACACACCCGCCAGUGGCAAGCAAGUCAAAUAGGAAGACUGCCUGUACCGAACCAAGUUUAUUUUUGCCGGAUGCUCUUCCGCUCUCUAACAGACUCACAAAUGCUGUGAAUCCUUCGUGUAGGGUUGUAAAGAUGAUGCCUUCCUCUACUAUAAUUUGCCCCUGACUUCAAACCAGGGGUAACCCCCAGCCUUCGCAGUAACAUGGGACGCAAAUGUAAUUGUGGUGUAGAAACUGGCGGACGCGUGUGGAGUGAUUUUCAUGGACCGUAAUCAGUCUCAGCUGAAGUGAGGUUUUCCCCGAUCGCUCCAAAACCUCAGGCGUGUGCCGGUGACCGCAAAGAGAGGGUUGAGAAGUUGAACGGAAAUGUCCCCCACGGUUGUGACUACCACAACCCAGGCAGGCGCCACCACAAUAGAGAACAAGUUGAAGAGCUAGAGUGAGUUUUUGUCUCCGGGGUCGUUGUCUCCCAGCUGGGAGCUCUUAGCAGCACCGUAACAACCACUCUAUCGGAGAAGAUGGGAAUGCAUGUUCUCACUUUUAGCUCCUCAACUCACUAGUGAGACAGGGCUCCCUCGGAUCGGAGCCCCACACCAUGACUUGCUGAAGCCGUCUUUGCUGCUACCCAACCCCCUUCUCCUCAUUCAAGAUGGUCCCUCCAAAACGGAUGAGGAGGCGUCUCCUGCUGGCAGCCCUCGCACUCACUUCCUGUCUACUGUCCGCCAUGGCCACGCCCUUCCCCAAGGACCUGGAGCCAAUCAACGUUGUCGGAUGGGAGCACUCCUACCUAUGCCCAGGGUUCCAGGGGCUGGUGUCGGACAAUGACACAGCCAGACUAGGCCUGGACUUCCAGAGGAUGCUGAGGAUCAAUCACAUACUCUACAUUGCUGCCAGGGACCAUGUCUUUGCAGUAAACCUGACCACAGCUGGUGACGACUUCGUCCCACAGCUGAAGCUCACAUGGAGGUCCAAGGAUGUGGCCAAGUGUACCGUGAGGGGUAGAAACAGUGAUGAGUGCUACAACUAUGUCAAAGUGCUGGUACCGCGGAACGAUGAGACCCUGUUUGCUUGCGGCACCAAUGCCUUCAACCCCACCUGCCGCAACUACAAGAUGACCACCCUGGAGCAGGUUGGCGAAGAGGUGUUGGGUCAGGCGCGCUGUCCCUUCGAGUCGGGCCAAUCCAACCUUGGCCUCUUUGCUGGUGGUGAUUUCUACUCUGCCACCAUGACCGACUUCCUGGCCAGCGACGCUGUCAUCUACCGUAGUCUUGGCGAUGACAGCCCCGUCCUGCGGACCGUCAAGUACGACUCCAAGUGGCUCCGAGAGCCCCAUUUCCACCAUGCGAUCGAGUAUGGGAAUUAUGUCUACUUCUUCCUCAGUGAGAUUGCAGUGGAGUACACCACCCUGGGCAAGGUGGUGUUCUCUCGUGUGGCGCGGGUGUGUAAGAACGACAACGGCGGCUCUCCUCGGGUGCUGGAGCGCUACUGGACCUCCUUCCUGAAGGCGCGGCUCAACUGCUCGGUGCCCGGCGACUCCUUCUUCUACUUCGACGUGCUGCAGUCACUCACCAACGUGCUGCAGAUCAACCAGCGCCCCGCAGUGGUGGGAGUGUUCACUACGCAAGCUAACAGUAUCCCUGGCUCAGCAGUGUGUGCCUUCUACAUGGACGACAUAGAGAAGGCCUUCAAUGGGAAGUUUAAGGAGCAGAAGACCAGUGACUCAGCCUGGACCCCGGUACCGGAGGAACAGGUGCCUAAGCCCAGGCCCGGUUCCUGUGCCGGUGAUGGCCCGGCCUCGGCCUACAAGUCAUCCAUCAACUUCCCCGACGACACGCUGACCUUCAUCAAGUCUUACCCGCUGAUGGACGAGGCGGUGCCCUCCGUCAACGACCGGCCCUGCUUCACCCGCACCACCAGCAGGUACAAGCUGACUCAGAUUGCGGUGGACACCUCUGCCGGGCCGUCUAAGGACCGCACAGUAGUCUUUCUGGGCUCUGAGGAUGGCAGGGUCCUGAAGGUGUUGUCCAGCACUCAUCCUAACGCCUCCUUUGGCUCCCAACUCUUGGAGGACAUUGAUGUCUAUAACCCCUCUAAGUGCAACGUUCAGGGGCAGGAGGACAGGAGGAUUCUGGGAAUGGAGCUGGAUAAGGAGCAUCAUGCCUUGUUCGUGGCCUUCACCAGCUGUGUCAUCAGAGUACCACUCAGCCGCUGCACCGAGCACGGCGCCUGCAAAAAGAGUUGUCUGUCGUCCCGCGACCCAUACUGCAUCUGGCUCCGGACUGGGAGCUGUGCCAACAUGGCGCCAGGGUUCAAGGCUGGCUUUGACCAGGACAUCGAGGGAGACCACUCACUGUACCCUGAAAACUGCCACGAUGUGCUGGCGACCACACGAAACCAGAACUCCGCGGCAGACUCGGCCUACGGUGUCCGAAGGCUACCUGACAUGGAGAAGUCCAGCCCCAGCGUCCACUAUACCCUCCUGAUCGCCUGCGUUCUGGUGGCCUUCUUCCUCGGCGCCAUCCUCUCCGGCUUCUUGGUGUCAUGCUACUGCAGUCACAACGCCCGCCGUGCCCACCGGCUUGGCAAGGACCCUGAGGCGUCCAUCCACCCCGCCCUCUCGUUGCGCAGCCUGGCCAAGCUAAACGGCCUGCUGGACGGCCAGCCCAAAGAGGAGAAGCUGGACGUGUCCACGCCCAAGAUGUACAGCUCCUUCAUUCCCAGUGGGAAGGAGCACACUCCAGAGAGGCACGGGAUGUCCCUGGGAGACCCGGACCUUAACCUCUCCCAAGGGGAGAACCUCUCGGGCCUGCCCACCCCAGACUCCACCCCGGAGCUGCCCAUCAAGAACAUGAAGGCCUUCCGGAACCAGUGGGAGAGGAACCAGAACUGCAACAACGCCAAGGAGUCCAAGGCACCCCCCGGCACUGGCUUCAGCCUGGGUUCGUCAAGGUCCGUCACCCAGCAGGUGUUCCCCUUCUCUCACAGCCUGACCAACGGCCAAGCCCUGGGGCACCUGCCUGAGGAGAAGAAGAUCCCCAACGAUGAGCGCGCGCAGGGGGCUUCGGCCUCCCACUCCUGCUGCCCGCAGACGGUGGUGGACGUGGCGGCCCUGGACGAGCUCCUCAAGCACAUCUACGAGGUCAGCGCCUCGGGCAGCCGCAGCAUCACUGUGCUGACCUCACCGUGUGCCCCCCUACCGGGUAGCUCCAGUUCCAGCCAUAACCACAGCAGCUUCAGAUCCCAGCCCCAGAUCCCCGAGACGGAGUCAGCCACGUACUACAGCUCCUCCACCCUGCCCAGGGACAGUCUGACCCGCCGCCUGGACGUGCCCCCGGACGCCGCCGCCUCCUCCUCGGCCGGCGCCACCCCACUGCAGCAGCAGUCCAUCCCCGAGCGAAGCGCAGUGACUCGCCACCACUCCCAGAGGCACUUAAUGAUCAAGAUGGGCAACGGAGGGGCCGUCCCGCGCCAACACAGCUUCAGACAGGACGGGGGUGGGCCACCGCCCCACCAACUGCUCACCCGGAUGAACUCGUCAGGUGGUGGCGGGGGAGGGGUCGGCUGUGAGGUCCACCAGCCGCUCAUCCCCAGUGCCUGCCUGACACGGCAGCACAGCUACAGUGAACCACCCCACCUUCACCGCGCAGCCAUCGUACGCCGCACGGCCUCCCUCAAGCCCCAAGUGCCCCCCAAGCCCCUCUUCCUGCCUGCCACUUCGCCCGUAAAUGAGCAAGGCAAGUACAACUACUGAGCGCUAAGGAGUCGGACCUAGAGGCUUCGAAACGACAGGCGAUGUAACCGCGCUCCUCUGAGUUAGGGAAAGUGGAGCUCAAAGGGGGCAACUACUGGGACUGACAAACCUUUUGGCGAGAUGCCCGAGAAUAGCCUCCACACCUGAUGAAUGUCUUUGUACCAUAUUGGUAUUAUUGCAAUGCUCCUUGAUCACAGAAGGGUGAUGGAUUCACAGGAUAUAGAAAAUGUGGUGGUAUUAUUUUGAGGGGGGGGGGGCGGUUCUAUACCCUUCAGUGAGGCCAAAGAAUACAUUAACAGGAGCCCCAGAACUCAAUGUAAAGGACAGAUCGCAAGUCGACCACUGACGCUAUGGACAAUGCCUGUUCUAGCUUGGACCCAAGCCCUCAACCUAAGAGAGCACCUCACGACACAAACGAACACCCUGCCUGUAAUAUGUGUAUACUGUAUGUGUGUGUGUACAGGCAUAUGCACUGCACGUGAAGAUACACACAUGACGUCGCCAUGAAGCAGCUCCACGAACUGUGGUGAGACUCAACUCCUAGCCGUUUCUUAACCCUCUACGACAUGGAGGCCCCACUCAGUACACACGUUCGGUAUUACAUCCCUCGACGCGUGGGAUUUAGCAAUAACUUACCGUUGUGCAGCUAAGUGCCCUUGAGGUAAGGGUAGGUACUUUACUUCACGCAGCAUACCUUGUGAAAUGACUCCUUUGAUAAAGCUUCAAGUGAUCCAUUCUGUGUUAAUGGAAUGAUGCUGCAGAACGAGACAUGAGCGUCAGUAUCGACCCAACAUGCAUCACAGAUUUGCCAUUAUGUUUGUCACUGGGGGGGGGGGGGGGGGGGGGUUCAUUGUCGUGAUACCUAAUACAAUGACGGGGGGGGGGGGGGGGGGGGGCUCUGCUGCAGAGUUAGGAGAAUCCUUGACCUGGUAGUGCUAUGAUAACUCCAGAGGAAUUGAACUUGCCCCCAAUAUGACUGUCGUUGAAGAAGGAGUAUGCGCAGUGCAUUGCAACCUCAAAAACGAGUUUUGUUUCAUCCUUAACACUUGGUGAGAAUUGGUUCCACGGUGAGGCGUAAUCAUUCAGGCUAUUCAAGUGUCUUAAAGCAGGGUCCCGAGAAAUCACUCACGGGCACAUAGCGCCCCCUUAUGGACAAGCCCUUAAUAACUGUAAUAGUCAGUACUUAUGUUUACCAUAUUGCUAUUAACAUUGUGGAUAUUGGUGUAAAUAAAGGCAACUGUGGAAGAAUAAUAGCCAAACUUUGAUUUGUAUGUGUUAAUGUGUGCCUUCUUUAAUAGCGUGGUGUAUUAAAAAAAAAAGAGGUAAAAAGUA